CAAAAUUAAACUUAUUUGACGAGCAACUAUGUCAUCACUGUCGAGUCCAGUUCCAGUGAUACUUUGCGGCAGAAACGCUGAAAUUGGGAAGCCUGUCUCGGAGCUGUUGGUCCCUGAAUUCGAAGUGAUCCAUUUCAUCGCUACCAAUGAAGCCGCUCUAGCUGAUAUCCCCCGCCUCCUGAAGGGCGAGAAACCUCAAUUUCCAGAUACCAGCGGCGUCGGAACCCAGAAUUACAACCAGGUUCCACGCGCCGUUAUCUUCGGUCGGGGAUACGAUAUCACCGAAGUAGAACAAUUUAGAAAAGCAAGCGAGGGAAGCAACGCAGAUCCUGUGGCUUGGAUUACGGGUGAUCCGAACAAGAAGCCUGAUCCUAAUGCUCCGCCUCCAGGGCCGGGAUAUGCUCAGUUUGCAGCGAUUCAGGUAAAAGAGAAGCUGUCUGCUUGGAAGGAGGAAGGUGCUGCACAGGAUGGAAUUAUCUUAUGGUAGUCAGUUGUUAAUAUGGAAAGUGCAAUGUAUCUAUCUUCUGAUGUCCAUCAGCUACACCCAUAUUGGGACAGGGCUGUCCAUUCCAGG
Molecule: messenger RNA, 574 nt
Organism: Penicillium brasilianum
Lineage: Eukaryota; Fungi; Ascomycota; Eurotiomycetes; Eurotiales; Aspergillaceae
Source: the annotation of a GenBank genome assembly